AGAAAAUAAAAGAGAGAGAGAGAGAGAGAGAGCGGUGGACAAGAGAAGCGCGAGAGAGUAAGGGGAAAUAACUACUGGCCGAUCUCUUCAGCAGACAACAGUGCUUUCUUCACGUGGAUAGCGUCAUGUGCUCGUCUAGAGUAGAAGUCAACAGAGAAGUGUCUUUCAGUAGUGUGUGUGUGUGUGUGCCCUAACUUUAGGUGUCCGAUGGUGGAGUAACUUCAACUGAUGUUCACGUGCAUGGAAUUAUUGAGUUGAAAACAAUAUUUUUUAUAAUAACCUUAUUAAAAAAACACACACACAGGUCAUUUAUUUUUGGUCAAACUAGAUAAAAAAAACUCAGUGCUCGAUUUUUUAAUUAUUUUUUUUUUAGAACUAGCCAUUUUACUAUCUAGUGAGACAGACGUGUGUUACAAACGUGUGUUACACAGGUUUGACAACACACAUUCUGUAACUUGUACUGUAAUAAGUCUGCUUCUCAUUUGUGACACAUCGGCUUCAUAGAGAUCUUUUCAGGCAAUGAAAUAUGAGCUGCUACCUAGGACGAUGGCGAAGGUUGAAAGAAGUUUUCUGGCUACUUGUAGCAGUGGCUACCAUAUCCAUGCUGGUCUCCAUUCACCUAGGGGUCCAGCUUUCUUGGUUCGGGUCACCUGUUGGAAACAGCAAGAUCCACGACCGUGUCAUAGUGCAUCGUUGGACCUACAGAAAAACGGACGCAACUGACCAACUGGACACGAGUAAUGUAUCCCAUUUUAAAGAUGAAACUCCAAGAGAGCCCAGCGUUCAUCGAUUGGAUCUACAAGUGGUCAUCAAUGACCGCAUAAGUGGGGACCAGAUCAAGAAGAAAGCAAAUAGAGUAGAUAAUGCUGACCUUCAACCUUUGAACUUGUCGGCUAAAGUACUGAACACUUCUGAACUUCUGGAUAAACUGAGACAGAUUGAAUCUAGCAUCACCCCACCGACCAGCGAAGUUUUGGUCAGAUGCCCACUGUCUUCACUGAAGCAUCAUCUCUAUCUCACGGAGGCCGCCUUCCAAAGGUACGGGGCGCAUGUGGUUAUGGAUGAAGGCAUCAGUCAAGGUAAGGAAAUGAAACCGGAGAUCUGGUCAAUUGUUAUGUGUAUGAACACACCCGAAAACACAUCUGACUGCUUCGAGCCUGCGCUUGAAAUAUAUCAAAAGGUGAAUGUUAUGCCAGAGUUGCUCCGCCUGCUGAGGUCUCCAUUUCAACUCUGCGCAUGCAAGAAUCUUGAAGGAAAUACAGGGCAGUGGCUGAAGGGUAAGUUAGAAUGUUUCUUAGAAGAAGAAAUGGGUCUCACGCCAUGCAACAAUACCUCUGACUGGUGGCUUGUAGGCAGGCAGCAUAUACAUGGUCAAUUUAUCUCAUGUCCUUCAAGAGACUCACAAGUGCAUAAUGUAUCUGAUGAGGCAGUCUGGAUCAAACUACCAUAUGACAGAUUGAAAAUAAAUGGCUUCUCUUUCAUUUGGCAAGUUGAAGUGCUAGUCACCUCUUUGUCUCCGCUAAGAAUAUACAUGCAUCCCAAUGGAAUAUUGUGGGAAAAUAUAGAAAAUAUUUUUGAUAGAAAGCAUCAAAAAACGUUAUCAAUUUUGGACUUGAGACAACUUUUUACUGAACUGACCAAUGAAAAAGUUUCAAAUUAUGCCAUGGGAAACUUAGAUUCUGCAAUUUUGGAUGCAUUUAAUUCAUUAUCAGAAAUAGAAAAUUACAAAAGCCAUGAAAGAUCUUGUUUGAGGUGUUUUCAAGUUUUCAAUGUUUUUGUCAUUUUUAAUUCCACAUUUGACUCAUUCAUUUUACAGAUUAAGCCUUACAGCUAUACUGGUGAUCUAAUUACACUGAAUGAUUACCUUAUGGAACAAAGCAUUCUAGAAGACUUACCUGCCAUGUUGGUCACUAGAGAACCAACUGCAAGACAGGUAGCCACUGUUCUUAGCAUUCUCAAUAUACGUUACAUAAGACAGGGACAGCUUUGUAAUCAAGAUGAGUCUCUAUGUUUGCAAAGAGAAGACUUAAUAUUUCUUUUAGAUACCAGAAAAGAACAAAGAACUGUGAAAUCCUGGAUCAGGCUCUCUCCCUCAUCUUACAGUAGCAAGGAACAAGGAACAGGAAAUGUUGAUUCUGUGAAUAUCUCAUUGGAAGCAUUGGUUUUGUUUAUGGAACAAUAUUUUGUGGGAAACAAAGAUACAUCAGAACAGUUUAAGACUACAAUAGAUCCAAUCAUAAAUAUCUUAGGAAAUGAUAGCAUUAAUGAAUUAGCAACUGUAGAAUCAGGUUUUCAAUUUUAUAAAAUCUUUUGCGAUAGUGAUGAAGCAAGUCAGCCCUACCUCAAUGCCAUAUACACUCAUCCUCAUAUUCAGCUGUAUCCAGAGUUCUCUCCCUUGACCACAGAUUACAUGGCCUUUGUUGAUUACUCCAUAACAUUGGUUGAGAUAGUUGGCAUUCCCAAGAACUGUUUGAGCACAGUCAGACUUGAGGAUAGAGAGGAAGGCAAUGUAUUUAAUAACUUCAGUAUUGGUAUUGGACAAAACACUGCCCACCUUCUAGUCAUGGGAACUACAUCAAUGGGAGAGCUCUAUACUCUCAAUACUUACAGAAUUACUCUACACAGGCCAGUAGCAGGACAUGAUAUGGGAAAGUUUGACAACAGCAUUGAUCACCAAGUUUGCUCCAUCAAACAGGAUUGCACACUUCCUAUGAGUGAAAGUGAACCAUGUGGAUUGCAAACAACACAUUUUAGUAGCUGGACAAAGUUUGUACAACAUGAAACUUCACUGGGUCAGUGUGGAUCUGAUAGUACUUCAGCUGGUCACUGGAUGGUUCCUUGCAAUACAUGCAGAGACAGCAACACUUGCUAUUGGAAAAAUGCCACUUGGCAUCAGACUGACUGUAGAGAAAAAUAUUUGCUUAGACCUGAACUUGAGAAAUGUCUCCAUCAAAAAAAGGUUUUAUUCAUUGGUGACUCUACAAACAGAGGAAUAUUACAUUACAUUGUACAUAGACUCAAUGGCUCUCUAGUCAAGUGGGACAAGACUCACAACAUAAGUCUGUACACUGGUCUAAAUAAUGGACACACUAUAUUUGGAUUUGCUUACUACCCUCAAUUCUGGCUGUCCUCCAAAGAGCAGCCACACUUAGACAAAGCAUUAUUCCAACUGUUUAAAAGAACACUUUCAACAUUUGAUCCUGUGAUAGUACUUGGUGGUGUGCAUUGGCUUGUCCGACGCCAUCUUGAUAUUCUUGCAGAUUUUUUGUCAAGCAUGGGACUAACAAACACUAAGGUAAUAAUAAAAGGUCUUGGAGCUGGAUUUCAUCAACCAGUCAGAGGAAUUCGGCAGCGUUCACUGGAAGAUCAUCGUCGACUGUAUGUUCACAAUCAGGCAGUUUUGUCAUAUGCCAAAAGUAAGGGUUUUUCUGUUGUUGACACAUUCGGAAUGACAAUGGCCAGAUACCAAGAAUUUUUGCCAGGAAAAUGUGCCUGCCACUUCCAUAAAGUUGUUCCAGCUGAGCAAUCAAUUGUCCAGAAAUUGUUUUCCCAAGGAAGUCAAGAUCCUCAAACUACGUAUACAGUUGAAGGGGAGAUAAAUGCUCUUUAUUCUGAGAUGAUUAUAAACAGAAUAUGCUUCCUUAGCUAAGUAUUAUCAGACCCUUGAUUGCAUUGUUACCCUUUUGUUGUUUUCCAAGUGCAAUAUUAUUCAACUUACUCAAUGUGAUACUUAAUGUUCUACAAUCUAUUUAUAGAUCAUUUAAAAAUGAGCAUUUCUUUUUUUCAACUCACAACUUCUCAAAGUAAAUGACCAUAUUUUUUGUUCCAUAAGAUCCACCACAACAUAAGGUACACCAUUGGUUUCAAGGAGGAAAAGUAAAAAUUAAAACAAAAUGGUGGGCUACAAAAUUUACUUAUAUAUGAUGGUGGCCAACAGCACCUCUUGCCUUUUCCAUGUUCAAUAUUAUAUUUAAAUGCUCAGAUUAAAAAGCCUUCUAUAUAAGUUUACUGGCCAUUUCUGUUUGUGUUGGUAGUAGGAGACUGAUAUUUAUUAUGCAAGAAGUGACAGUAUUAGUGUACAUUGACAAACUUUAAAGGAAUGAUCUACUAGCUCUCAGCUAUACACUUUCUUUCCUAGACAUAAAACAUGCAUACAAACUGAUUGAUGCAGGUGAUGUGAUGUCACCUAUUGUUAACUUGAGUAUUUGGCUGCCUGGUCAUGCAGUGUGUGCACUGUCCUAUUGUUUGGAUUUAUCUAUGGUCCCAGGUUCUAACCCUGCCUGCUCCCAUCCCCUGUUGUCUUGCAGAAGAUUUGGACUAGGAAGUAAAUUAUCUUCAACUCUGAAGGAACAUCCAAAAGAUGUAAAACAUUUUACAUUUACAAACAUUUAGAGGUAGAAACAAAAUUCUUCUGGUGCAAAAAAUAUGGUUAGUGGGUACUGAGAAAUGUAUGAAAUGUUAGAAAAAACUCAAUGACAAUAAACAGAUGAUGGCAAAGGUUUGUAUUUCAUGUCAUGUUUUACAAUGUAUAUAAGCUGUGUUCUGGUACAUAUUGGAUUGUUUAUGACUAAGAAGUGCAAUUAUUGUAACACAAAUUGAAGGGUGGUAAGAAGAUUGUUUCACUUCGAAUAUAUUGUAAUUUUUUAUUUAUUAAAGGGACCAAUUUAUAAACGCACUCUGUUCAUUUCCUAAUUUUAAUGUUUUAAAUAGUAAUUUUUAAAUCAUUCAUUUUGUGUCAAAAUUAGAAAUUUGUCAAGAUUUUAUGAAAAUAAAGUUAUAAAAUUUUUUAAUUAAAAAUUUCACUUGUUCAUUAUAAUUCACUAUUUUAUCAUUUUUGAAAUAUCUUGUUACUAUACAUUGUGUAACUACAAUUUUUUUUAUUGCAACGCUCUGUUUACUAUAACCUAUAUAGCAGUUUGUUACCAUACAUUAUGUCUAUCUAUAACAUUUUAUCAUAAAUCUACCUGUUUACCCUACAGUAUUAUAGUAUUUCUGCUCUAGUCAUCAUAUAAAGAGUUUAUGUUCUUAUUUAAAAUUUAAAUGUAGUUGUAGCGCUGGAUGUCUUCAAUAGUACAAAGACUUUUUGUUUUACUUAAAUCCAAGAUACAACCUGCAACCUGAGAUACAACCUAUGUAUUAAAUGAGGUUUUUCCUCACCACCUACCUCCCAGCUGUUAUAUUCUCUCCUUACAGCUGAUGGCAUCCAAAGCAAAGGACCAUUGAGGGUUGGUAUUGGUAGCAUUGAAAAAAUGUAUAGGAGUUAUGUCUACUUUGUGCUGCAAAAUACACAAGGAUAUCCAGCAGCAAUAGUUACAUACAAAUUAUCCUAGGGCUGAUUGUUAAAACAGGGAGUAUGUUCAUUUUCUACAAUAUAAUUGUUUAUUAUAAACUGCUUUUCUAUUCAUUUGUUGUCACUCUUGUUAUCAAAAUAUAAUUUAUAGGCAAGUUGUUCAAGAUAGUUAAAUGUAAUUGAGAUAUGAAUGCAAUGACAAGAGAUGUUUGUUAAAAAUGCUUCCUAUGAAAUGUAUGUAUAAUCCAAGGUGCACAGUCUUUAAAUCCUAGUCAUCUAAAAUGAACAAAAGAACUCCACGAGCCUCAAAUACAUUUUCUAUAGUCUAACAUUAUUGCACUCAGUUUUUGCCAUUUGGUCCAUUAUAAGAAAUUCAGAAUUUUUGUGAGGUUUUUUUAUACAUAGAAUAUAUUGUUUUUCACUUUUUGUUGGUGACAAAUAUUUCUGAUAAAACACUCAUUUUCAAAUGAAUAUUCUGUUUGAUCAGAAAGUAAAUUUCACAUAUCAAAAUGAACUUGAAUGUUGAACUAUUUUUAGUUUCAUUAUUCCUCAGAGCAAUCAAUUGCUGAGUGAAUAAUGUUUUUCUGAAUCAAACUCUAUAUGGUAAGCUCUAGUUUGUGUUCUCAAGGUCAAGUCUUUCUAGUCUUCCAGUCCUUUAUAAUGAUCAUUUCUUCCAAUUACAUAUCUUUGUUUUUAAUUCUUGGAAGCACAGAUUUGAUCUUGUUUUUAUGAGAUGUUGCAUUAGCUGAAACUUAAUUACCACAUUGUAGUAUUAAUUAAAUAGCUGUAUUAUAAACAUUUUAUUGUAUGUAGAAUUAAUACUAUCACAUGCAUAUUUCAGUUUAAAAGCAAAAUUUAUCAACAAUUCAAAUGGUUCUGACUAGGGAUGGAUUAAUGUAUAGCAUCUGUGAAUGCUAUAUUACAAUUAGUGUGCCUUGGAGAGAGAGAGCUUUAAUUCUAUUUGAUAUUUUCAACUAGUAAUUAUUUCCUACAGUAUUCUGCUUAACCAUCUUGUCUAAAAGCUUUUGGCCUAGGCUCUUAGUUUAUGUUACUCUCAUUCUGAAAUUCUAAAAAAAAUUAUAUUUACAGGUUAAACAUUUAAAAAUAAGUAUUUUUAUUGUUCAUCUGCACAUAGAAAUUAUUUGCCUUAGUGCUUGUUAAGGCUUUAUUUUUUUGACAUCAAGGAACAAAUGUUGACAAAUUAGCUUACAUGGUUUAGCUAGCAAGCUUAUUGUCAGACAAGGUUCAUUUAAUAUAUAAUUAUAGGUAGGGCCUUUAAAGUUGAUCUGAACAACAAAUUGUAGAUUGGCUACUAUAAAAACUAUUUAUUGAACUCCUAAUCGACGAUACCGUCGUUGAUUUUACUUCAGUACAUUAAAUUAUAUAUUUAAUUUUUUUAAACUUGACUUUGUGUUAUAUAAAAAGAGCAUGCAUUCCCCCCCCCCUUAAUUCUAUACUAAAUACAUUUUCUGAUAACAAACAACAAAGCUAUUGAGGCCAACCAUAACAUGGUAGUGAAAUAGUUAUGAGCAAUAAAGACUUCGAAACGUGGAAAUAUAAUUACGGAGGGAAAGAGUUAAAGGCGAAUAUAAAAAAACACCUUAGUACAUAAGAGCCAAGUAUUUUUUAAAAUGCUUUAUUAACUUAGGAAUCGGCUUACUUUGACAGUUCUGUGUUUUGUUGAAAUAUUGUUAAUGCUUUAAAUGAUCCUAUUAAAAAGAACAAGAUAUAAAAUAUAUGGAAUUUUUUAUGUAAUAAAUUAUUAUACUAUU
Messenger RNA from Biomphalaria glabrata, 7062 nucleotides. Its product is annotated as cadherin-like and PC-esterase domain-containing protein 1. NCBI's taxonomy places the organism in Eukaryota, Metazoa, Mollusca, Gastropoda, Planorbidae. The transcript has 24 exons. The record is from RefSeq and is a predicted model, not a curated record. Bases 527 to 3649 code for a protein of 1040 amino acids.